CCCAAGUAGAAAAGUCUUGCUGGCAUCAUGCAUGCUCUGCACCAGAUUCUGCUUUUUCAUGUUCUGACAUGUCUCGGACGAAACGCACAUGGAAGUGUAAUCAUACACGGGAAAAAAGCCCCGGAGAAUUCAAUGCUGUAUAUGGCCUCGGUGCAGAACUCCUCCAAACAUCAUGUAUGUGGAGGAUUCCUCAUCCGUGAAAACUUUGUGCUCACUGCUGCACACUGUGAUGAUGAAAAACCAACAAGUGUGGUUCUUGGCACCCACGAUCUCACAAAGGCUGAUGACUCAAUGAGGUACAGCAUAACGAAAUUCAAGUAUCCGCACUAUGAGAAUGUCUCAAAUGGGAAUGACCUCAUGCUCCUCAAACUGUGUAGGAGCAUUGGACUGAACGACAGAGUACAACAAAUUCCACUUCCCAAAGAUGAAAAGAACAUGACAGAAAACGUAGAGUGCAGUGUAGCUGGAUGGGGUUAUACUGAAACUAGUACAUUUAGAACAGUUGAUGAGCUGAGAGUGGUGACUGUGUCCAUCAUUAACCAGGACGUCUGUAAGAAGACAUGGGUUGGUCUUCCUGCCAAAGUGAUCUGUGCAGGUGGAUAUAAAACAAAGAAAGGAUUCUGUCAGGGUGAUUCUGGCGGUCCUCUGGUGUGCGGCGGCGAGGCUGUUGGUGUCGUGUCUUUCAAUCACAAGAGCAACUGUAAUUACCCACAUUUUCCCAACAUCUACAUGGACAUAUCAAAAUACCUUGUCUGGAUCAAUAAAACUCUCGAAGAGAAUAGUUAAAUGUAACAAUUCAGCAUGCUUUUAUUGUUAUAUAUUGUACUAGCUCAUUGGCUUUAGAACAACAUUCUACUUCCUGUUGCUGCCUUUAAAUCUUGUCUUAAAACUCACUUUUCCAGAAUUCUUAACAACUGACAUACUUUCUUUAUUAUCAUGAGCUGGCUUUUUCUUUUUUCUUUUUUUUUUUAUUGAUCCAAAGCAUCCUGACAUGUAUCAUGUACUCAUGCAUAUGAGUAAAAAGCUUUAAAAAAGUUUUACUUUAGCAUACAUUUAUUGUACUAUGGAGGUUUUGUGGUGUCUCAGAUUGCUCUGUAAGUACGACGACAAUUCAAAAUAAAUGUUUAUUUCAAAUA
This is a messenger RNA of Perca fluviatilis (European perch), 1136 nucleotides long. Its product is annotated as duodenase-1-like. Gene Ontology annotation, biological process: proteolysis. NCBI's taxonomy places the organism in Eukaryota, Metazoa, Chordata, Actinopteri, Perciformes, Percidae. Gene Ontology annotation, molecular function: serine-type endopeptidase activity. The transcript has 5 exons. The record is from RefSeq and is a predicted model, not a curated record. Bases 28 to 786 code for a protein of 252 amino acids.